This is a messenger RNA of Capronia epimyces CBS 606.96, 801 nucleotides long. RefSeq names its product 2-haloacid dehalogenase. The transcript has a single exon. The record is from RefSeq and is a predicted model, not a curated record. Gene Ontology annotation, molecular function: hydrolase activity, acting on halide bonds, in C-halide compounds. NCBI's taxonomy places the organism in Eukaryota, Fungi, Ascomycota, Eurotiomycetes, Chaetothyriales, Herpotrichiellaceae. The coding region runs from base 1 to 801 and encodes 266 amino acids.
AUGUCGACAGACAACCCGCCAAAGGCUCUCCUAACCGAUGUCUUCGGGACAGUUGUCGACUGGCGCAGCACUGUGACUGAUCACCUCUCGGCCUCUGCGUCCGAAGCCCUCAAUUCCUCCAUCCGCUCCAUUCCCAGCACGGUCCGGACCGCAGCUUCGGAUAUCUCCUGGCCAGCCGUAGCCCAACUGUGGCGGGAGUCUUACCAUCAUUUCACCCGAACCUACGACCCUUCGGCCAGGGACAAGGGCAAGUUCAAAACGGUGGACCAGCACCAUGUCGAAGCACUCCACAAGAUCCUUAUAGACCAUGGGCUUGACGGGUUGUGGACUGAGGAAGAAGUCCAGAAGAUAAGUAUGAUAUGGCACUUUCUAGACCCCUGGCCCGACUCUGCUUCGGGCCUGGGACUUUUGAACCGAAAGUUUCAGACUGCUACCCUCAGCAACGGGAACACGAGUCUUCUCUCGGACCUGGCAAGACAUGGCUCCCUUCCAUACACACACAUCAUAUCUGCCGAGGACUUUGGCGCCUACAAGCCCCAUCCGAGUGUCUAUCUUGGCGCGGCGAAGAAACUGGGGUUGCAGCCCAAAGAAUGUGCUCUAGUAGCUGCUCAUUUAGGAGACUUAAAGGCCGCCCACGGCUGUGGUUAUCAGACGAUUUAUAUUGAGAGACCCAAAGAGGAGGCAUGGUCAAAGGAUGAUGUUGCCAAGGCAAGGGCUAGUAGCUGGGUUGAUUUAUGGAUAGACCUAAACGACGACGUCGGUGGUUUUCUCGAGGUUGCCAAAAGAUUUGGGCUACAGUGA